AGGAAGUAUUUGGACUACAUAAAAGCACAGCUCAGCAGUUGACUGUGAAAUAGGCUAGCGUUCAUGAAAUUUGAUUCGGCUUAUAAUGCUGAACAUAUUCUAAUUCAUUUAAGGAAUUAAUAUGUACCUUAAUGUUUGAAAAUAUGAAACGGAGGCAACGAAAUCUUAAACAGCAACUUCUUGUUGAAUGAUGUUCACAACAACCAGGUUUUGAAGAACAUUCACAGUUAAACUGAUGUUUUACUCAACAGCAGUGGUUUGGAUUUAUGUGAAAUGAUGGAAAAGUGCUUGCAAUGUAUUAAGGGGACAGGCUUGCAAUGUAUUAAGGGGACAGGCUAGGUCGUGAUAGAGAUAACAAACUGUUUGUACUUUAUAACCUAACUACUACAGCUGUAUGGCCUAUCAACAUAGACAUCAGCCGCCAGUGACAUGUUGCACAGCAAUCAUAACCUACUAACACUAAAUGUAUUCAAACACAAAUUGGAUUCAUGAACAGUAGAUAAAAUAAAUAUCCAAAUCAUGUCACUAGCCGAACAGUCCCAAAAGUGGUUCCCAACUCAUGUUCAAGCCACUGUGCUCCAAGCAACUGAUCUUCAACCUAAGGGCAAGAAUGGUACCAAUGAUGCCUACACAAUCAUUCAGCUGGGGAAAGAGAAGUACUCAACAUCUGUGGCAGAGAAAACACUCAACCCUAUUUGGAGAGAAGAAGCCUCCUUUGAGCUACCAGGUCUGCUCUUGGAGGGAAACCCAGAGAUCUAUGAACUUUGUUUUAUAGUGAUGCAUCGCUCCUUGGUGGGGAUGGAUAAAUUCUUGGGUCAGAAAUCUAUCAAUCUUAAUGAAAUAUUUGAUAACAAGGAGCGAAGGAAAACAGACUGGUACUUCUUGGACUCCAGGCCAGGGAAGAAGAGGAAAGACAGGGGCCGGAUCCAGGUCAGCAUUCAGUUCAUGAGGAACAACAUGACAGCCAGCAUGUUUGACCUCUCCAUGAAGGACAAGCCGCGCUCACCCUUCUCAAAGCUCAAGGACAAGAUGAAGGGUCGGAAGCAUGACAGCGGUUUCUCCGACACCUCCUCAGCCAUCCUGCCUCGCUCUGCCUUAUGCGACUCGGAGCCUCAGCACCAUCCCGUUGCUCCGGAACAUCCCACCCAACCAGAGACCAAGGCCAAGAGACCCUUGCUUGCUGGCUCCCACAAGCUUUCUGCUGCCCACUCUAUGUCAGACCUUAUUGGUGCCCAUUUUCGUCCUAAGCUGGACUCCAUGAACUCCAUAGAGGAAAUUGGGAGUGUAGCUUCCCCUCACAGGCGGUCCCAAAGUGAGGUUCCGGGCUAUGAGGAUUGUGAGCAGCAUAGUGAUCCUUUCACUGACAUAGGUGACACCUUGCCUCAGAAAUACGCCACCCUCCCACGCAACCGCAACCCUUUUGAGGGAGAGCAGGGACAGUUAUGGGACCGCGCAGAGCGUAAGGAGAAGAAGGAGAAGGUCAGCCUGCUGGAACGUGUGACCGGAAAAAAGGAGGGCCGCAAGACCAGCGGAGGCCGUUCAGGAAGCUCUGGGGACCUGCGUUCGCCCAACCCGUUCAGCAGCGACACUCAAGGGGACACAAACCCCUUCAGCUCACACUUCAAAACAAGUGACAAAAAGCCCACCAGAAAUGAUGAAAUCACCUGUGGCCGAAAGCCAAAAGAGAACUACAGCAAGAAAAAAGAAACAAACCAGGAAAUGGUGGCAUCCUACAGCAGUCUUUCCUUUGAAGAGGUUGUGCAGGAGCUUGUCAAGCAGAAGGAAGUGGUAAAGAAGAAGGACGCCCAUAUUCGUGAGCUGGAAGACUACAUCGAUAACCUACUUGUGCGUGUCAUGGAGGAGACUCCGAGCAUCCUUCGAACACCCUAUGAGCCAAAAAGGAAAGCUGGUAAAAUCUCAAAAAAGUAGAUUAUGGAAGAGCAGGGUCAAAAGGUGUGUUUUGUUUCAGUGAUAUUCCUUCAAAGCAGUUUACGAUUGCGUUGUGGAUAUACUGUUGACCAAAUGGAAGGAAAUUGGAUUAACUAAUGCCAAAUUUGUGCUAUUAUUUUAGUUAUUUAUCUGUUACUAAAGCUGCUUUAAUGCAGUAUACAUUUGUAGAUUUUGUAUAUUUUCUUUUGAGUUUACACCAGUUUAUCAAACUAUUACUACUGGGUAAUAAUAUCCAGAUACAGUAUAACAUUUGACUCUAAGCGGUUGCAAUUCUCCGUGUUCCCCAAGCCUUUUUGAUAUGGUACUUUUACAUUUUUGGCAUUCUGCUCUUUUGGUCAUCAAAUUCAUCAAUUGAUCUCAGGUGAGACCAACAGGUUUCUGAGUCAUUACCUUGUUUACUCUUCAUUUCGUUAUAAGAUUAAGCUCUCAUGGUUUUGAAUGUGUGAGUGUUGCUGUGCAUUGCAUUCCUUUCCUCAAAUUCCUUUCAGUAUUGCAUAUACAGAUUAAUUUAAUAAUUUACCAUUUAAAUCUUAAAAGACAAUGUCAACAUCUAUCAAGCAUUGUGCAAUGACAGUGGGAGUUACAUGCAAAUAGCCCUACAGCCAAAGCAAAUAGGGCCACUCUGUGGUUUUCAGUCCAGAUGCUCUUAUAGUACUUGAAUGUAGCCAAAUGCAUGUUUACCACAUGCUCAUGGUAUUUGUUUGCUGGAAAGAAAGCAGUCAAGUGCUUGAUUGCUGCUGAGCUGGAAUGACUGUGUUUACACUUCAGCCCAAACUGCAAAAUUAGUACUAAAAUUCAGCCAGCCACUCAGAUGAUCCCCACAAUUCCAUAUGGCUUAUGCUGUAGUCAGUACAGCGUUGAUAUGCAGAAGGUGUGGAUGUGUUUUAGUGCUAUUUCCUCCCUCAGUCAUGAUAUCUAAAAAUGUUCAAAGAUAGUUGUAGAAGGGUAGCCACUAAGCACUACUGAAUACUUUUGUAAUGCAUUGCAUUUUUAACAUUUAACAGAAAAAGACUAUUACCGUGAACAUUAUAUUGAGACUGAAGUAUACCCAGUUCUAUUGCCAAUAUAAAGGAGUGCAUGAAUUGUGAACAAACUGAAGGCACUGCAAUUGAAGUCUAAAAUUGUACACCAAAAUAUGUCUUUCAAAGAGCUGUUAUUCCCAACAUAUGAUAUCACAGCUUUUGUUGUUGUUUGGAGAGUUAUUAUGAGGACCAUGCUUUCUAUGACAAAUUAUUAAUAAGUGCAAUGAUCGUAAUUGAGCUAUUUGCUUAAUAUUCUGCUGGAGUCAAUCAAUUGUUUACAUUUUUUUUUAAUAAUCAUCAUGCAUCUUCUAUUUUCAUUACUGCACUGGCCUGUUCCUGUUCCUUCGGUUAAACAGACACUGUAGUAAUACGAUUCACAUGGUGCAGUUUUGUCGUAGUGGGUAGGCAGAGUAUAUGUUUCCAUGGAAAUGUUGUAUAAGGCAGAAAGAAUCAUGGCAUCCAUUUCCAUAGUUGUUGUUGAAUAGCUUGUUUCAGGAAGCAUGAAAUUGCUGCCCAACCCUAGAAUAACCUGUUACUGUGUUAAAUUGACAUUUGUAGAUACUUGUGACCUGUGUCCCAGUAAUACAGGAAUACGAUAUGUUAAAAGUAGACUCACUUCAUAUGAAUGUUUUAUACCACUUACCAUGGCAACUUUUAGGACAAUAAUGUCAAAACAGCACUUUGUCAUGCAUGUAAUUGUUUUGACCGUGUCAUUGUUAGAGAUGACUGGUACUGGAUUUUUGUCUUCUGUCAAAGUUACAUAAAUUGAUGAAUUCCUUAUUUCAAGGUUCUCAAAAAGUCACAUUUCCUUUUCAGCAUUUUCAUAUUAUAUACUUUUUCUUCCUUUUAAUUGAAUGAUGUGCCAUCUACAGUGUUACUUAGGCCUACUUAUUAUUCUAAACCUGUUGGAUUAAUGUACACAAAUUGUAUUAGCAACCACUGGUACUGCAGCCCAACUUGGUAAUUUUGGUAAAGAACUUGUGCAAUGACCGUUUGCCUGUUGUAGUGCCCGUUUUCUACGAAUGCAAGUGCAAUGCCCCUUGGCAGCUUGUGAGGUCCAUGGCUCCAUGCUUAAUGCAGCGAACACGUUAAUAUAUUUAUUUCUCCCAAACUCAAACUGCUCAACAAAACAACGUGACAUGCAGCGCUGCAUGUCCUUGGGUCCUGAGCAAUACACCAGCCGUUUUUCAACUUCAUACAGUGCCCAGUUCUCAACAUAAUCCAGACACAGAGAGAUUCCUGCUUUUACAGUUAAAUGUUUGACCAAUGUAGUUGUCUAUAGUCUUCCUAUUGUUUACUUUCUUGGUUUGGUUUACCCUCACAUUGGGAUUAAGCUUGUACAUGGUUGUACCUGACCUUUACUAACAAAUGUUGUGGAAUUCUACAAAAUAUGUUUUGUUUACGUGAAACUUGUCAUGACAUACAUUGGUACUAUAUGUUACAUCUUCCACUGCUGCAAAAUGAAAAAAUAUGUUUUUCAUAUUAGUGUACCUGAAAAUUGCAAUGUUGUACCUUUUCUGCUGGAAUCGCCCACAAAUUAAUGCAUUUUACGUUUCUAAAUUAACUACUUGUUCAGCAAACUACUGUACAGACAUUGGGCUAACAUUAAUGUGCUCUAAUAUAAUGCCUUAAAUGUUGGUGUAACCAAAACAUUAAUAAUGUCUAAGAACUGCUUUCUUUGGUGUACACCAAGGUCAGUUAGUCCUGAGUUUAUGUAGGUGUUGGUUCUUUUGUUGUCAUUGUCCUUUUUCAGAUCCCUUUCUUAGUACAUGCAUAAUCUGCUAUUUAGAAUCCUGUUUUAUUAAUGGAAUAUCUCUAAGAACACUCAAUAUUUUCACAACGUUAGCCUAGCCAAUUGAUUCUGAGAGACCUAUAGUCUCAACAAUUGUUUAGGAUUAGAAAAUACAUACUUAUAUCAUUGAGUAUUAAUCACAUACCUUCAUAACAUGAUUGUAAACUGAUUCCAGUAUUAAACUAUUUUCAUGUCAUUCAAACUAGGGCUGUGUACCUAUCUAUUAUCUCACACAGGUCUGGUUUUACAGUACAUAUUUUGAUAUUCAACAAUACUGGUUGUCAAACGUUCAGCAGAUUUGUACAAAGCUUUACAAAGCUGGCACUAUUCUUAGUCCUCCACUGAAAGUUAUUGGCUUUGACACAAUUCAUUGCAUCUGUCGGUAGUUAAAACACUGGGAAAAUUACUUGAUGUGACUUGUAACAUGGCACAACAUUUCCUACGAAACUGGUCAUUUCUUAUAGUGUAUCACAGUUAAGAAAUGUAGUCUCUUGGUAAGCUGCUUACACAAUGACCUCUGUUACAAAAAAAACUUGCUUCCUGAGUCUGUGCUUUACUUAGCCUUUAAAAUGUAAUAUGUCUUGUUUAAUACAUUAAUAUGGCCUUGCACAACACAGGGUGUAAUUAUACUUAGAUUUAGUCAUUUACAUUUACAUUUAGUCAUUUACUUCAUAAAUCUGUUUGCAGACUAUUGCAGACUAAGACUCUGUUAGAUUUCACAUAUUUGACAUGAUCAUUUUGCACUACAGUUGAAUGCAAAUUAGUUUUUGACUUUAACGCUUUCUUUUCUAGUUUUGUUUAGUGAGUUAAAAUCCCACUUCCUUGUUCUUUCACCAAGGUCUUUUGUAAAAAUACUUUGUUAAAAUCAGGAUUGUAAAAUACUAGGAACAGGAUUUUUUUCUUUUUCAAAGAACAGUGUGCUGUUCCUUGAAAUGCAACCUAAGCUUAAGACCAAUGAAGUGCUGCAUUGUAAUUCAUGAAGGUAAAAGCAUUUAAAAAAAAAGUUUGAAACACUGACACUUGUCUGGCCAUAUGCAAUAGUUCAAAAGUUGAAGAGAUGGCUAUCCUGAGUUGAAGUCAAAAUUGUAUGUGAGUCUGUAUGAUGAUUGUGAUUAUGGAAUAGUCAUUUCUAUCCUGAUAUUUUAUGGUGCACAAAUGCAGGUUAUAUGAAGUCCAGGCAUUGGCACUGCUUUGCAUUACUACUUCAGAAACAUUCAGUGUAUGUAUGUACUGAUGUCCUUUCACCAUCUCGAAAUUUAAUUGUUAUUUUUUAGGCAUGUGGCAUGGAAUAACAUAGAUGAAGGUAUGGAGAAACGUUCUAAAUGUAUUUGGAAUAGCCAAUUAUCCACUGGAUAAAAUUGCAAAAGGCACAAACAAGAUGAUUGUAUUGUUCAAUAAAUACACUGUACUUCUUGAAAGUAAA
This is a messenger RNA of Hypomesus transpacificus, 6187 nucleotides long. RefSeq names its product rab11 family-interacting protein 2. Gene Ontology annotation, molecular function: small GTPase binding. The coding region runs from base 520 to 1929 and encodes 469 amino acids. The record is from RefSeq and is a predicted model, not a curated record. Gene Ontology annotation, cellular component: endosome; phagocytic cup. The transcript is spliced from 7 exons. NCBI's taxonomy places the organism in Eukaryota, Metazoa, Chordata, Actinopteri, Osmeriformes, Osmeridae. Gene Ontology annotation, biological process: regulated exocytosis.